AUGAUAGCAAGGAUGGAGGGACCAACGGGCGCAAACCAGACGAACGGGACCGAUACAACCAGAACAAUGAGUAAUCCCUAUGAAACAAACCCAGACCGAAUCCCCCACGACGACCCUUUCCUCGCACAGAGUGCGCAAUAUGGCCGAUACAGCCCACAUCCCGAUGACUUCGCCCCUCCCGACAAGCACUGGUACCAGUCUGACCCUGAAGCAAAUGCGUAUUGGCAGAAAGUCGCGCAAAGGUUUUGCACCUCGGAGAAGUCACUGAAUGUACCAGGGUCGAGGGAGGCAUUCGCUGCAGGCAGUGUAAUCCUCCGGGUAGACCGCGGGUCUGCCGAGGGCGCAGCUGCCGAGCGAUACUCGUGCGCGAACGCGAACGAAUUAUCUGCAGCGCGCAAAGUCGAGGAGUCGUUGAGGGAGAUUGGAGUUGCGGUGCCGGUGAUAUACUUCUGUGGAACGAUCGAAGGCAGGAAUGUGACGGUCGAAUCUCGAAUUCCAGGUGUUUCACUGGAGGUUGCAUGGCGAUAUCUCAGCUCGGAACAGAUUGAGGUCGUGAAGAAUCAAUGUCGCCAAAUCGUGCAGCACCUAACGACGAUCGACCCUUCCCCCGAAGAACCUUCCUACGUAUGCCGCGGUCUCAAUUCACAAACGCCGUUAUCGACGGAGGAGCAGGAGCGCGAUAUACUUUUCGCGGCGCUGGCUUCGAAGGGAGAAGAGCUCAGCCUCACGCAUAAUGAUCUCGUUCCGGCCAAUAUUAUCGUGAAAGAUGACCGCAUUGUUGGUAUUUCUGGCUGGCGACACAGCGGGUACUUUGGCCUUGAUCGGGCCAAGAAGGUACACCGGCAGUUCAGGAAUUUGGAACCGCGCGAGAAGACCAAGGAUGGGAACACGACAUGGAUUGAUCUAUAUAACGACGCCUAUAACCCAAGCAAAGGCUUCCCUUUGGUCCCCACGCGAGAGACUGUGCUUCCAUUUGUGAAAACAGAGCCUACUAGUUCAACUCUGGACAAGUUCCCUGCCAGCGAUGAUCUAGAAACAAAGUCAACGGCCGUGGAUGGGGCAGGCGACUACCUGACCUCAAAGAAGCUCGCUGAACUCAAGACCGGUAUUACCUCGCGUGCUUCUUCGACCGACCGGUCAUCUCCCGCAACGUCAGUCAAGCCAACUUCAAACAAGAAACCAGCGUCAGCGGCUACGAAAAAGGGCACUGCAAAGAAGCCAGCCGCAAAGAAGCGCAAAGUAAAUGAUGCAGAUGCUGACAGCAUCGACGGGCGCCGAUCAAACACCCCGGCGUCUCGUACUAGUAAGGGCCCUGGGAAGAAACAGGGUUCCGUGUCUAUUGCCGGAUCCCCUGCGCCUGACGACAAGAAGAGACGGGGCAAGGAGCAGCUGGCAGACGAAGACGACGAGGACGUCGAAGAUGAAAAUGAACUGUUCUGCAUCUGCCGGCGACCGGACAAUCACACAUGGAUGAUUGGGUGUGACGGGGAAUGCGAAGACUGGUUCCAUGGAAAGUGUGUUAAUAUCGAUCCACGAGAUGCGGACUUGAUCGAUAAGUAUAUAUGCCCAAACUGCAGUAAACGCGAUAACGGCUUUACAACAUGGAAACCAAUGUGCCGCCUCCUCGAGUGCCGCAAACCGGCUCGCGUCAAUCGCAAGAACCCAAGCAAAUAUUGCUCCGAUGAGCACGGUAGAGAAUUCAUGCUCCGACAAACCCGCCAGCUCAAGCUCGGACCUGCUCGAAAGGGCACCGAAGACCUGGGCAGUAUGGGUGGUAUCCUCACCCCGAAAGAUCUCAAAGCCGCGAUCUUGGGGGCAACCUCGGUGCAAGAGUUCCGUAAAUUGGGCAACCAGAUAAUUUCCACGCCCCCUGAAAGCAUCUGCGGUAGUUCAGCAUCCGACGUCAAGAAUGAGACGAAAGCAUCGGACGCUGAUAAGCUGUUUGAUGUCAAUGCUAGUGGCGUUGAAUACUCAGCCGAUGAGGCAGCGAAGAUUGAGAAACUUCGCCAACGACGUGAUGACCUACUCCACCGAAAGGAGAUGCUCGCAGCUCGUUCGACAUUCGUCGGGCUCGUGCGCCAGCGAUCCAAAGCUGCCGUGGAGAAACUCAAGCAGAAUGAGCCAAAGGGUGGAUGGAAAGAUAUAUGUGGUUUCGAUUCGCGGCUUGCAUGGGCUGACGAGGAAUUCGACGAGUGGCGACUCUCCGGGGCUGGCAUGAAGGCGCUCGAGGAGGGUACCCCCGAAGCCAUGGCAGCCAGCUAUCCUACCACGACGGAUGCCGACGGUGACAUUGCGAUGGACAGCGAUGAAAAAGAAGAUGCGAUGCUUCUCCUCACUCGUGGUAUCUGUAUCAAGAAACGCUGUGAGAGACACAAGCAGUGGGUGAAGGUGCAGCAGCAGGAUAUUGUUUUCGAAGAGAACGCCGCGGAGCAGGACCUGAGACAGUGCGAGCAAGAAGCCCGUUCCGUGGCAGAGCGUGCUGUACUCAGAAAAUGGGCUGAAAAGGAGAAUAUUCCCUCCGUGGCCUGA
Penicillium cataractarum is the source of this 2529-nucleotide messenger RNA. Its product is annotated as putative PHD transcription factor. The transcript is spliced from 2 exons. Gene Ontology annotation, biological process: positive regulation of DNA-templated transcription. The record is from RefSeq and is a predicted model, not a curated record. NCBI's taxonomy places the organism in Eukaryota, Fungi, Ascomycota, Eurotiomycetes, Eurotiales, Aspergillaceae. The coding region runs from base 1 to 2529 and encodes 842 amino acids. Gene Ontology annotation, cellular component: Set1C/COMPASS complex.